GAGGGAUGGAAACAUAUGGGGAGAUGUGUCGUACUGAAAGAUUAAAUAUAUCUUUACACUGUGGCUGUCCUAAAUAAUUCCUAUGACAAUUUCGACAUCGUUUUUUAUUUUUAACGUCCUUCAAAUAAGAUGACAUCAAGAAAAUCCUGACAAUCAUUCAUUGAGAAGAAUAAGAUGGAGCCACAGGCUAAACGAAAGAAGGAGAUGGAUGGAUUUGAUGUAGAGUGUUGGGAUAUUCUUCCUGUUUUGUCUGAUGAGAAAUCUCAUGACACUGAAUUGUUAUCAGCCUACGCAGCACCCAUCAUCGAGAAAAAACAAACAUCUCGCUUGAUGAAAGAGCUUUCUCUGAUCCACCCCUUGCCUGGUCUCCAGCACAUUAAAAGAGUGAGAGCUUCCAAUGACAAAAGCAGCUCUCAUCCUUUGGAGGUCAUUGUGUGCUUGGUCAGGGACGUGCAAGAAGCGAGGAACGGCAAAGGAGUUGCACUAGCUGAUCUGCUUGGCUCGCAGUCAUUUGACUUUAGUGGUUUGGGAGAACCGUUUCUUGUUAAAAUCCCUGCUACACCUCCGCUAACCAGACCACAGUUUGAAAAAGCUAGAAAACACUGGCCUACGUCUUUUCAUGAGGAUAAAUUAAUAACAUCAGCUCUGAGAGGUCAGUUAUUCACUGCCGCUCAGAAAGUGAAAAUUCAGGAGUAUAUGACUGUUGCUGUACAGGCUGCAAAAUCAGGGCAGGAAAUAGGAAUGAAUGCUGUGGGUGCAGUGAUUGUUGAUCCAGAGUCUGAGCAGAUUGUCGCUGUGAGUCAUGACUGCAAGAACAGCUCUCAUCCGCUCCAUCAUGCUGUAAUGAUCUGUAUUGAUCUUGUGGCCUAUGGGCAGGGAGGUGGAGCCUACAACUACGACAAAUAUCCAGCCUGUCAGUUUAGCAGCCAAGAGUCCCUUAGGACUUCCCGCAAAGCUGUCAGUGCGAAAGAAUCUAUCCUGCCAUACAUCUGCACUGGAUAUGACCUUUAUGUCACUAGAGAGCCAUGCGUGAUGUGUGCAAUGGCACUGGUCCACUCUAGAAUAAGCAGAGUGUUUUAUGGAACUGCCUUUGCCGAUGGUGCUUUGGGAACCAAAUAUAAAAUUCAUUGUGAAAAAGAUUUAAAUCACCGCUUUGAGGUGUUUAAAGGGGUGAUGCUAAAAACAUGUGAGGCCUUGUGCAAAAAGUGAUUUUUAUCUUGGUUCUUAAGCUAUUUUUGCAAUAUUAAACAUUGCAUUUUAUUUGUUUUACUUUUACAGUCAUUUUUAAUAGGACCGUAAUAAAAGGUAUGG
Messenger RNA from Triplophysa dalaica, 1311 nucleotides. It is a transcript of the gene adat3, whose product is annotated as adenosine deaminase tRNA specific 3. The record is from RefSeq and is a predicted model, not a curated record. Bases 175 to 1209 code for a protein of 344 amino acids. The transcript is spliced from 2 exons. Gene Ontology annotation, cellular component: nucleus; cytoplasm. Gene Ontology annotation, molecular function: tRNA-specific adenosine-34 deaminase activity. NCBI's taxonomy places the organism in Eukaryota, Metazoa, Chordata, Actinopteri, Cypriniformes, Nemacheilidae.